Nematocida ausubeli is the source of this 1233-nucleotide messenger RNA. RefSeq lists its product as uncharacterized. Gene Ontology annotation, cellular component: cytoplasm. The coding region runs from base 1 to 1233 and encodes 410 amino acids. The transcript has a single exon. The record is from RefSeq and is a predicted model, not a curated record. Gene Ontology annotation, biological process: tRNA N1-guanine methylation. NCBI's taxonomy places the organism in Eukaryota, Fungi, Microsporidia.
AUGAGUACAGAGAGAGUGACAGAGUGCUUUCAAAAUGAAGAGCAGAAUAAAAUAUACAAUAGUGUACUUAAAGGCGAUUAUAGUGAAAGAAUCCCAUGCAAAGUGCUAAAAAUAGCAAGAGAGGAUAUUAAAGAUGUUCUAAAAACAGAGAAAAACAUCUUGCGUAUGGAGAGAGUGCCAAGAAUUCUGGACAGUAGUAUAUUCCAGGAGACAAAUAAGAAAAGAGGGGUGCACAUUGAGGCAGACAUUCCACAUAAGAAAGCAGAUGGGUCAUGGAUUAUACUGAAUAGUCAUGCAGAAAAAGGAUUUCCUGCUAUGUUGGUUCUAAGCUAUGAGUAUUUCACGCAUAAUGAGCUUCUGAAAAAGGCAGGAAUAAACGAGAACGAGUAUCAGUCAAGUUACAAUCGGGUUGGAAGUAUAAUUCACUUAAACCUAAAAGAAGAAUCUCUAAAGCACAAAGAAAUCAUCUCAAUUACCCUUCUAAAUAAGAUAAAGGACUGUAAUACAGUGCUGCGAAAGAAAUCAAACAUAGAAAAUGUCUUCCGGAAUAUAGAAAUUGAGCACUUGCAAGGCGCACCUUCAUACAAAACUGUGCACAGAGAGAAUGGUCUAAGGUUUAGCAUAGAUUAUGACAAAGUCUACUGGAACUCAAAACUUCAGAAAGAAAGAGAGAUCCUUAGCAAGCAGAUACACAGGGAAGAGACUGUAUGCGAUAUGUUCUGCGGGGUAGGGCCAUUUUCAAUUCUUGCUCUCUCCAAGGGGGCAGAGGUAUGGGCAAAUGACCUCAACCCAGCAAGCAUUGUGAAUUUCAAAGAAAGCAUUAUUCUAAAUAGGAAGACACUGGGAUUGGACGAUGUAGAAAGCUCAAUAUGGGAUGAAGGCCUAGAAGACAGAAUACAUCUGUACAACUUGGAUGCGCACGACUUCUUAAUGAAAGCAACAGAAGAAAAGAAGAAAAUAAGUCCUUCUCCACAGUUCAACCACUACAUUUUAAACCUGCCUGAGCUGACACUAACUUUUAUAAAGCACUUUAGAGAGCUAGAAAUAGCCACAACCCCAUUGCAAGCAGGAAAAGCAACAGUCCAUGCGUAUUUCUUUGUUAGAACCAAUGAGUCUGCUUUGGAAAAGAUAGAAAAAGAGAUGGGCAGGAAGGUGGAAGGCACUGAAAGACUGGUUCGGAAAGUAUCUCCAAGCAAGGAAAUGUGGGUUGUAUCAUUUACACUUGUAAAAUAA